This is a messenger RNA of Anopheles merus, 1666 nucleotides long. Its product is annotated as probable cytochrome P450 4ac1. Lineage: Eukaryota; Metazoa; Arthropoda; Insecta; Diptera; Culicidae. The coding region runs from base 67 to 1665 and encodes 532 amino acids. Gene Ontology annotation, molecular function: oxidoreductase activity, acting on paired donors, with incorporation or reduction of molecular oxygen; iron ion binding; monooxygenase activity. The transcript is spliced from 5 exons. The record is from RefSeq and is a predicted model, not a curated record.
UGUUGGCCCUGUGACCCGAGUCACGUCGGCAGCGAAUCAGGAAUCAGGAAUACCGACCAGGUAGCAAUGGGUUCGUACACGCGAUCGUUCAGUACCGUCGCGCACGUCCAACGCAACGGAUUAGAACGGCAAAUCGGAGGGCUUAAGAUGUUGCUCGCGGUGCUAGUGUGCGUUCUCGGGAGCUGCAUUGCCAUCCUGCUGGUGCGUGACUACCGCUCCAAGCAGACGGAUGGCUAUCGAGCGGCCCUGCGCUACCCGGGCGGAACGAUCGUCCCGGUGUUUGGCAGUUUGUUUGAGCUGCUGUUUAAAAAUCCCGUGCAAACGUUCGCGUACGCCCGCGCGAAUGCCACCCGCUACGGGGCCUCCUACCGGCAGUGGAUCGAUGGCAGCGUGAUACUGAACGUGACGCGCGUACAGGAGGCGGAAAAGAUCCUCUCCAGUACGCAGCACACGCGCAAAAGCAUCCUGUACCGGUUUCUGCAUCCGCUCAUGGGCGACGGGUUGCUGUGCAGCAAGGGCGCCAAGUGGCAGCAGCGACGGCGCAUCCUAACGCCUGCCUUCCAUUUCAACAUUCUGCCCAAGUUUCUGACCAUCUUCCAGGAGGAAAGUGAGCAGCUAGUGCGCCGGUUGGACCAGCUCGCCGACGGAGUGCAGGACGUUGUACUGCAGCCGAUUGUGACGAGCUUUGCGCUGCACACGAUUUGUGAAACGGCGAUGGGUGUGAAGCUGGACGCUUACCGUGAGGCUGAUGAGUACAAGCAGAAGGUGUACGAGGUGGGCGAAAUGUUGGUCCAUCGCACGAUGUCACCCUGGCUGUACAGUGACAGUGUCUACCGGUUGCUAGGCUACGAUGGACCGCUGUCAAAAUCACUCAAACCAAUACAUCACUUCACACGCAGCAUCAUCCGACAGCGGAGAGAAACCUUCCAGGCGGCCCAGCUGACUGCUGACUGCACCACAGAGGAAAACAUAUACUUCGGCAGUAAGCAACGGUACGCCAUGCUGGACACACUGCUUGCCGCCGAAGCGAAGCAGCAGAUCGAUGAGGAAGGCAUCCGGGAAGAGGUGGACACGUUCAUGUUCGAGGGACACGACACAACGGCGGCCGCGAUCAUGUUCACGCUCAUUCUGCUCGCAAUCGAACAGGACGUCCAGGAACGUUGCUACGGGGAGCUCCAGGAAGUGUUGGAUCGCUCGUCCGGUGACCCCCGCUCGGUCCAGGACUACCAGAACCUGCCGUAUCUGGAUCGGGUGAUCAAGGAAUCGCUACGCCUAUACCCGCCAGUUGCCUUCAUCUCACGAACCACCUCCGGAGAGCUCGUUGUGGAUAGCACAACCUUUCCGCACAACACCAUGUCACACAUCCACAUUUACGAUCUGCACCGUGAUCCCGUCCAAUUUCCCGACCCGGAACGCUUCGAUCCGGACCGCUUUCUACCGGAGGUGGCGGAGAAACGUAACCCUUAUGCUUACGUUCCCUUCAGUGCUGGACCCAGGAACUGUACUGGCCAGAAGUUCGCUCAGCUGGAGAUGAAAACGGUGCUGGUGGCGGUACUGGAACGCUUUCGGCUCAAACCAGUGACGCGCCGGGAUGAGAUCGUCUUUAUGGCCGAUCUUGUGCUGCGUGCUAAAACUCCACUGAAGGUGCGAUUGGAACGGCGAUAGG